UUCCAAAGUCGAAACUAAAAUGGUGUUUUACCGAACUUAAUCAAUCAGUUUCCUUUCAUCCUCCCUUCUUGAUCUCUCUUUCCUCUCCCUCCCCUCACCUCUCCAAAAACAUUGGGUAAUUUGUGAGUUUGAAAGAGAUUUACGGGAGCGAAUAUAAGCAAAAAAAUGGGAGACAAUCCUGUUACUUUCCUCCUACAGUACUUGCCCGAGGUACUGGCACAAGAAGCAAAUUACCUUCGUGGAGUGGAGGAACAAGUCAAUUCACUUCAAAGGGAGCUCAGUCUGAUAAAUAUUUUCCUUGAGAACUCGGAGGAGAAACGGAACGAGCAUGCAAUAGUGAAGGAGGUAGUCAGGCAAAUUAGGGAUGUUGCUCACGAGGCUCACGAUGUUAUUGACACAUUUAUCCUCAGCGUUGCAAAGCACAAGAGGAGGAGCACGGUGGGGAAGAUAUUCUAUAGCGUUACCCACGCAAAUAUGCUUCAUAAUGUUGCAAUGAAGAUAGAAGCCAUCAACAGGGAAAUCAAUCAAAUCUUCAACAAUAGAGAAAGGUACAACAUUGAAAGAACUGAAGCUAGAGAGCAUGAAGCGGCGGAGGCACUGCACAGACGAAGGAGAGAAGUCGAGGAAGACUACGUGGUUGGCCUCACUGAUAACUGGACGAAAUUGGAGGAGAAACUUAUUGGAGGGGAUCCUAAGCUUGAUGUGAUUUCAAUUAUCGGCAUGGGUGGGUUGGGGAAGACAACUCUUUCCAGGAAAACCUACAAUUCUUCUCCGGUCAGGAAGCUCUUUGAUUGCCAUGUAUGGGUGUAUGUAUCUCAAGAUUUCCAAACGAGGGAACUGUUGGUUAAAAUUUUGAAGGAGAUGCAAAUACCAGAGGAGUUGAGAAGGAGGCUCAAAUACUUGAGAGAGGAUAAAUUAAAAAAGAACUUGUUCGAAUACUUGCAAGGGAAGAAGUACUUUGUAGUCAUGGAUGACAUCUGGAGUGCUGAAGUUUUGAAUGAGGUAAGAUCGGUUUUUCCCGAUAACUGUAAUGGAAGUAGAAUAUUGAUCACCAGCCGCAAUAAAAAAGUGACUAUAGAUGUACACGGUUCUUCUGACCCCUACCUUCUCCCAUUUCUUAAAGAAGAUGAAAGCUGGAAACUCUUUUGUAAAAAGGUAUUCCAUGGAGGAUAUUGUCCUCCAGAGUUAGAAGCUUUGGGAAUACAAAUGGUAAAAAGUUGUGGUGGCUUACCACUUUCCAUUGUAGUAUUAGGGGGUCUUUUAGCAAAUAAAGAGAAGACACACCGAAUAUGGUCCAAAUUAUUUGGCAAUGUAAAAUGGCAUCUUAAAGAAUGCAAAGACAUCCUAGCCUUAAGCUACACCCACCUGCCUCGACACUUAAAACCAUGCUUUUUGUAUCUUGGUGUAUAUUCAAAAGACUUUGAGAUUCCUGUAAAACAACUGAUCAACCUGUGGAUAGCUGAGGGUUUCAUACCACACACUCACAGUAUAGACCCAAAGGAUGUUGCUGAAGACUACUUUGAGCAGCUCAUCGAUCGAAGUUUGGUCCAAGUGGCUAGCUUAAAGACUGAUGGUGGGGUAAAGACAUGUCGUAUCCAUGAUCUUCUGCGAGACUUCUGCAUGACUGAGAGUUUAGAAGAGAAGUUUCUUGAGGUUCUUGAUGUUAAGCAUUUAUCGGCAAACAAAUCCCGCAGACUUUCCAUCCAAGGUAGCAUUGAUCCAUAUAUUUCUUCAAACCCCUCUCACCCUACAUUUGUCCGUUCUUUGUUGUUUCAUGGCGAUGAUACAUAUGGCGGCUUUGAUCCAAAUCACUGGGAAUGGGUCCACGAAAACUUCAAGUUAGUUCGGGUGCUUAGUUUCAAGCAUGUAAAUCUCUAUUCCAUUCCCACAAUGAUAGCAAAAUUGAUCCAUUUGAGGUACUUGGGUAUAGAAUCUGAUGCACUGAAAGUUAUUCCAGCUUCCAUUUGUAACCUUGUGAAUUUAGAAACACUUGACAUGAGAGGUACUUCUCUCAAUCAUCUACCAAAAGGGAUAUGGAAGUUGCGACAUCUAAGAAAUCUGUAUAUGUCUGGGCCAGUGAGUUUACCCGACAAUUUGAACCCAGACGUUAAAGCUAUGUGGAACCUCCAAGUUCUUUCCACUAUAUCGCUUGACCUGCAAAAUAUGCCUCUCAUUGCCCCUACUAUAAGGAAAUUAGGAAUAUGGUUUGCAUCCAACGAGAGCAACUGUGGGGCAAUAGAUGUUUUGGCAAGCCUUUCCGGGUUAGCUUCUCUUCAAACAUUGAAAAUUAUAAAUUGUUCAGAAGGUCAUAGAUUUCCGAGUUCAUUUCCAUCGACAAUUACCAAGAUUACAUUACGAGAAGUAUAUUUAGGAAUGGGUGGCGGCAUGACAGUGCUCGGGCAACUUCCUAGUCUUCACGUUCUGAAACUACGAAGUUGCUUCCUCUCUGACCCUGAAGUCAAUACAGGAUGCCCUCCCGGACUCGAAGUUGUCCCAAAUUCGUUUCCAGUACUCGAAGUUCUGAAUUUGGAAGAAUUGGAAAUUGAAAAAUGGGAGCAGGGGAUAGGCGCAAUGCCACGCCUCAUGUGUUUGGUUAUCAAAGAAUGCAAUGAGUUGAAAAUGCUCCCUCCGGAACUAUCAAGUUUGAAUGCCUUGCGAGAAGUGGAGGUGUCCCGGAGCAAUCCAGAUUUGAUAAUGUUGCUUCAUCCGUUGCAAAGGAAUCUUGGGUUUAAUCUACUCAUCAAAUAAUCCUAGUAGAUGUCUGGUAACUUCAUCCGGGGAGCCAGCAAUCUGGUAUACUUUCUCUUUGAGUUUUGCAGCUGUUGCUGUAUGCUGUAGCCUGUAGGAGUGAUGAUAUUUCAUUUGUUUAAAGCUUCUUUUGAGGUUCUGGUGUGAUUAGGACUGGUGUAUUAGCUUCCUGAUUGGUGUUUUCAGAACCCAGUUUUUACUGGUGUGUUGUAAAAUUUGGUUGGUUUUAGUAAAGAUUCUUAUUCAUCGAAAAA
Molecule: messenger RNA, 3002 nt
Organism: Corylus avellana
Lineage: Eukaryota; Viridiplantae; Streptophyta; Magnoliopsida; Fagales; Betulaceae
Product: putative disease resistance RPP13-like protein 3
Biological process (GO): defense response to other organism
Molecular function (GO): ADP binding
Source: RefSeq, a predicted model, not a curated record